Molecule: messenger RNA, 975 nt
Organism: Necator americanus (New World hookworm)
Lineage: Eukaryota; Metazoa; Nematoda; Chromadorea; Rhabditida; Ancylostomatidae
Exons: 3
Coding region: 1-975 (324 amino acids)
Source: RefSeq, a predicted model, not a curated record
AUGGAGGAAUCAUAUAGGCUACCGAAACAGAAAAGGACUAGGAUGGCGAUCUGUACUUAUAACGCACGUACGCUUGCAUCGGAAGCGGCCAUCGAAAAUCUGAUGAUACAGGGCAGGAAAAUUAAGUACGACGAACAUGCGACAGUAGAGGUGUUGGUGGAGUUGGCGUCCUCAUCAACACGAGUAUGGCAGAAGAACAUCGACUCUUUCAAACAACUCACGACCCAAAUCGGACAUCUGCGGAUGAGAAGAUGUGGUCCAACACCAGCUUUGACUAUCUUCGUCGCUUACGCUCCCACUUCAGGCUACAAAGAAGAAGUCGAAGCUUUCUAUAUGGACCCGGUGAAGAUCUACCGAGAAGAUCCUGCCUUCUACAAAGUCAUAAUUGGCGAUUUCAACGCCAAAGUUGGCCCAAGAAGAACGCCGGAGGAACUUCACAUCGGGACCCACGGCCUACAAUGGAAUGACCAGGGGGAGAGGCUCUCCGAGUUCAUCAUGACGACUAAGACCAUCCAUGGGAACUCGCAAUUCCAGAAGUCCUCCUCUCUACGCUGGACGGGAUCGGACCAUUGCCUCCUCCGAGGAAGAUUUUCCUUCACAAGGAAAGGUGAGAAAGCUGCCAAGUUCAGAGAGCGAAAUCCCAGAACUAUCACAAACUGGGAUCCCUUCGCUAUAACAGCUGGCCUUUUGGAAGAUUACGCAAUGGACAACAUCGAUGAGGAAUAUGAGCGGCUCGUUGAACACCUUCACAAAUGCACGAAGAAGGUUGAGAGUUUUAAAACCACCAAGAGACGCCUGUCUCUUGACACUCUUGAGCUGAUACACCAGCGUGGAGAAGCACGAGCCGCAGGGAACCAAGAACUCACGUCCAAGCGCACAAGGCUUUGCAGAGAGGCGAUAAAUGAAGACAUCAACGAGGGAAUAGCAGAAGUGUUUGUUGAAGACGAGGAUAAGUGCUCUAAGGAACCCAAAUAG